Girardinichthys multiradiatus is the source of this 3301-nucleotide messenger RNA. RefSeq names its product zinc finger protein 512 (gene znf512). Lineage: Eukaryota; Metazoa; Chordata; Actinopteri; Cyprinodontiformes; Goodeidae. The transcript is spliced from 15 exons. Gene Ontology annotation, molecular function: zinc ion binding. The record is from RefSeq and is a predicted model, not a curated record. Bases 318 to 2765 code for a protein of 815 amino acids.
CAGCAGAUGCGGGUCUUAUUUGUUCUCUCCAACAGGAGGAGGGCGUUCCGCUCAACAACACACGCAUCCAGUGGCUGCAAUAUCUCUGCUUGUGGGUGCACAGGUUCGUCUGUAGGUGCAGCCAACGCUUUCGAUUUUCUCAGUUUUAAACCAGGGAUCAGGCCUUUCCUUGAUGUUAGUCCUCCUGGUGGCUGCUCUGCCGGGGGAAAGGCAACAGAGGAGGCCGGGCUGGAAGACAUGGAGGCUGGCCGUCCUUGCAGAGGGAGUGAGCUGUAGGACGUGCUGAUUUCUUCUGUGGAGGGAUCGGCUCUCCUAGUAUGGAGCCUGCCCACAUCGGUGGGGAUAUGUCACCUCUGUACGUCCCGAGGAAAAGGAAGCCUGUCCAGUCACAUGUCAGAGGCACGCCUCCAUGUCCAGCUGUUCAGAGGUUUUCCGACAGAGAAGGUGAACUAAAUACCUUGAAGUAUCCAGAGAAUGAAGAGUCUCAAGAUCAAAAUGAUGUAAAGAUGAAAAGAACUUAUAGCAAAAAAAGGUAUGAGAACCUCCAGAAUGUUUCCCUGGGACCUGUGGAUUAUCCAACCACCAGCUGCUCUGCAAUGUUAUCAGGUGGGCUGGCAAAUGGCUCUGAUGAAAGGUCUGUAAACAUGCCUCCAAGACAGAUGGGGAAGGGUGUUUGGCCUGAAGGACUUGAGGUGACCCAGGUGCAUCCCCAGUCUGAGGAACAGAACUGGAACUCCUGCAGGGAGCGAGGUCCUGAAGCCUGGACUCCUGGUAGAGAAGAACCCCAGGACCAGGUCUGGAGCUCUGGCAGAGAUGUGGCGGGACGCUCAAGUCAAGAGCAGACAUGGAUGCCUGACAGAGAUAGACCCCAUCCUGGACCAGAACGGGCCUGGAUCACGAGCCAAGAGCAAGGUCCUGCAUCAGGAUGGGGAGUGGGCAGAGAUCAAAGCCAUGUUCGAGCCUGGAAUGGUGGAAGGGAUCCAGGAAGAGAAAGAGCCUCCGCAGGACUGCAGCAAGGGUGGGGAAAUGGCCGAAGUCAGGAUGAACAAGGCUGGAGGGACUCAAGCAGGGAGCGAGGAAACGUUUGGAGACCUGGUUUAGGUGCAGUCAGUGUUGGGAAGAGCUCAGGAGCUCAAAUGAAUGAAGAUCAGAAACAUAUCGUUCUUCCAAUCAAGAAGGAACCUCCGACCUACCCUCCAGGAAGCCAAGAGGAGCGCUGGCAGCUCCAGAUUGUGGCCAAAGGGAGAGUCACGUGUCCUAAAUGUAAAAGUGUGAGCCGGAAAACUGUGGAAGGGCUGAAGAAACAUAUGGAGAACUGCAGACUGCAACCUUUUACCUGUCAGCACUGCGGGAAGCAGCUUAAAUCCUCAACAGGGAUGAAGUAUCACAUCAUGGCUGAUCACAGCCACCUGCCAUCAGCUGAUGACGCCAAGGGCCUCGAUGAUCGUGCCAUCAAAGAAAAACUGCGUAAAAUCCUGAAGAGACUCGGCAAACUGAAAUGCUCUAAAGAAGGCUGCACUGCUGCCUUCACCAGCAUCAUGGGUUAUGUGUACCACAUGAAGAAGUGUGGGAAGGAAGAGUCUGAGCUGGAGAAGUUGCUGCUGAAUUGCUCCCACUGUGGGAAAACAUACAAAUCCAAGGCUGGUCUGGAGUACCACCUGAAAUCAGAGCACGCUCCUACACCCCAGAACACUGAGGAGGACGAGGCCCUGAAGGCUCAGAGGGAGGCCAACCCAGAGAGGACGCCCAGCGGCAGAGUACAGCGAGCCUCCGCACAGGUGGCCAACUUCCACCUGGCUGAGAUCGCCAACAACGAACUGCCAAAAGACUGGCCCAAAAGGAAGUUUCAGUCAGAUCUUGUACCUGACGAUAAGAAGUUGAAAUACGCCCGACCAGGCCUCCCAGCAUUCAGCCAAGAGGUGCUGAGGAAGUGGAAGAAUGAGGUGAAGCUGCAGAGGAAAGUCCAUUGUCCUAACCAGGGUUGUGACUGCACAUACACCAGCGUGUCAGGACUAAAAGCUCAUCUGGGACUGUGCACAAAGGGUGAAUUCGAGGCUGGAAAAUACAGAUGUUUGAUCUGCAACAAGGAGUUUAAUUCUGAAAGUGGAGUGAAAUACCACAUAAACUCAGUCCAUUCACAGGAUUGGUUUGUAACAAACAAAAAAGCUUCCAAGAAGUUUGAGAAGUUCCUCAAGAACCAGCCAAAGCAGACCGUCUAUGCAGACAAGCCAACUGCUGAUCAGUACCACUAUCACCACCUGCACCAGCAGCACCAUCAGCAGCAUCACCAUUAUCAUCAUCAACAGCAGCCCCUGCAGCAUCCACUGCAGCCUCUGCAUCACCUCCAGCACCAAACCCAGUUCCUCCACCCAGAGCUACAAAACCUCCACCCACAAGAUGACCCCCAGCUUCAGCAGCCGGAGCUCCACUACACUCCUCUAGAACCUCCCAUGGGACCAAUAUGGUUGGACAUGGACCGCAAGGAAGCCGUGCCGGGACCAGAGCACAUCGACAUGCACAUGAUUAAUGCGGUUAAAAUUGAGGAGACCAGCGAGGAAAUAAUGGAAGUUAAAGGAAGGAUUAAGGGAGAAACAAUAGGAGAAACAGAGAUGGUGGAUGGGAAACAGACGGACUGCUUUGCUUUCAGCAGCAGCGGCUCAUCAAGCGAGGUGGAGGCGGGGCUUCAUGAAAGGCAGCGGGAGAUCAACCAGUGGAAUCUGAAACGGCCAGGCUUAAUGGAGCCGCAUGGUGACGCUGCAGAAUGACAGAGAAAUGCUUGAUAGUCCAUGCAUCAGCUGCUAAAAUAAAUGAUGCAACAGACAGCUGCUCCUAAUACCUAAAACAAAAAAUUCCUGCAGCAUAAAAAGUGAGACAACAGCUGGAGAUGCACUACAAAUGGGACGCUUUGGUGGUUAACAAACUUUCAGCUGAUGGAGACCAGCAUGAAGGUGUGGAUUUAACACUUUGUUCACUUGUCCUUAACGGUUGCUAAAUGUAGUCAAAACGUUAAUCUGGGCGUUUUCACCAAUUUUUAAUGUCUAAUUCUUUGAAAACCUUCCUGUCUUUCUUGCUACAUGUAUAAGGUAAAGUUAGUUUUCCCAAGAAGAACAUGUCAGCGUAUUUUGUUUGAGUUUAUUGUCAAGUUUUGUUCUCUCUGAGAACAUGUUGUGCCUCGUGAGUUUGAUGCAUCUAACCUCAUUUCAUUUUAUUUAUGACUGACCGGCCGUUUGUGGCUGCAUUAUGAAGAAACUUGUGGAGUCAGAUGGAUAAAUGAUAAAUAAUAAAGUAGCACACUAAGUAA